UCAAUACAACAUCAGUGUCAAUUGAGCUGCAAAUAAUUCAAUUUCAGCUCUAUACUUUGAAACUACAGAAUGUUUUGGGGCUUGACACCAGCGUUAGAUUUACAGUCGUUCUGUUGUAAAAAUAAUGAUAACAAAAAGCUUAAUUUCCUCAUUGUGGGUGGAGCUGAUUGCAGGCAUGUGUUGAAAACCAUAGCAAGAAAAUACAGGCAUGAAAAAGUGCAAUUGAAUUUCUACAUCAUGGAAGGUUGCAUGGAACUCGUAGCCAGAGAAUUAUUAUUUCUCUUACUAGCCUUCAUGCAACAAAGAGAAUUGGGGGAAGUGCAGAAAACACGGAUUUUCAUGGAGAUCUACGGAAACACUGUAGUGAGACCAUAUGUUGGAAAAUUUUUGGCAUCCACCGCCAAAGAAUUGUUAUCGGCGAUUACCGAUUAUGAGCAUCUGAAAAAAAUCAUGCCUUUCGUAAAUCUAAAUGUGAAAUACAAGGAUAGGGAUUAUCUGGAGAAUUUGAUUAAGUUCUGGUGCAGCUCUGACGAGUUUGAUAUACUCCACAGUUGGGACAGGAGGGUCAGAAAAAUGCUUGGUAUGAGGUACGACGCAAAAUUCGGAGCAUUCGACUGGGACCUACACAUGCGUCUCCACUCAAUCGGAGGCAAACAGGUCUCUCCUCAAGAAUACAAGAGUUUCAGAAAAAACGGUGUCUCAUUCACGUGGCUAGAAUCCGAGGUAUCGAAACCAAACCGGUCAUUAAUCUGCGCUACCGUGCCCAACGGAGAAAAAUUCAUCCAUUACGGGUAUCUGGGAGACAUACAGACCGGCCCUUUCGUCACCUACGGCCUGGAAUGCGAGGACGAGGAAUUUCUGAGGUCCACAAACGGCCAGAACAGAUUCAGAGCGACUGACGUGAUUGAGAGGAAUCUGAGGCAGAUAUUCCACGAGAUCGAGUUCGGCGAGGAGUACCAGCACAGCGUCAUGAACGAUUACCUUAUGGGCGCCUUGAGGAUGCAGGAAGCCAACCAGAUGAUCGACAUCAGCGCGGAUCAGAUGAUAUCCAGGCCGAAGGAUUACAAAUCGGUGGAUAUCGAUGAUGUCAGCGUCACAUUCAUGUCCAUCUCCCAGCUGAAACAAAUGGCGUACAAGGAAGAUUUUAAGGCGUUUUUCAAUCUGAUCUACUUCUGUAGUACCCAUUUGCAGUUCUUCGAGAAAGAGGUCAUUAAUAAUGUGGCGGCCCAAAACGCCGUUCUUCUCGUGGAAAAUCAGAGAUACGUUUUGAGUUAUAGAGAUAAAGAGUUGAAGGGUUACGCUGAUAAGGUGAAGGAGAAGUUGGAUGGGGUGAAUGCUGUUGAGGGUAAAUUCGACUGUCUCGGGGAUGACUAUUUUGAAUUCAUAUUGAAUGCUACCUGAAGAAAAUGUGAAUUUGUACGAUG
This is a messenger RNA of Coccinella septempunctata (seven-spotted ladybird), 1424 nucleotides long. It is a transcript of the gene Dnaaf3, whose product is annotated as dynein axonemal assembly factor 3 homolog. The record is from RefSeq and is a predicted model, not a curated record. Lineage: Eukaryota; Metazoa; Arthropoda; Insecta; Coleoptera; Coccinellidae. The coding region runs from base 70 to 1401 and encodes 443 amino acids. Gene Ontology annotation, biological process: axonemal dynein complex assembly; motile cilium assembly. The transcript has 2 exons.